GUUUAUUCCGCACUGAUUUAGAGAGUCGAUUGGGACUGUCGGGUCCUUCUUUACUUGUCUGUUUGUUCAGCAGCAUCCGACUGCUUCGUGUUGUACGAUAAAAUUUCAUUUCGGUUGACUGCAGCGUGUACUCUGCAUCAGCCAAUGAGCUUAUGCAUUGACACCGCCAUCGCCCGCCCUCUCAAUGCGUCUUGCCAGCAAAUUGAAACAGGUUUCCACGAAGUACAUUCAUAGGCACACCCUACCAUCUAUGUGGCGGCCUUCCCGCAAAAGGUCACAUAAUUACACCUUACAAGAGUCGCUAGAAUGGAGCCUUUAGACGAGCCAGCCCACGAAAGGGAACCUCUUAUCCCCAGAGAUUUACCACAGGAUUCGACCUUAAGCCGCUCUCCGCCACGGCCCCAUAAUGGCGUCGAGACACGGCACUGGACGUCCGAUCCCGGUAAGCCGGCGGUAGGAUCUGUAGAUACCCGGCGGUCAACGAACACGCUCCCCCAGAUCGCUGCAGCCAUGUUCUCGUUUAUCGUGCUGGGCAUGCUGGUCUCGACGCUCGGGGUCAUGGUUCCCCGGUUCGAAGCGUAUUAUCAUCUCACCGAUUUAAAGGUCUCGGCUAUCUUCCUCGUUUGGCCUGUUGGGUACGUAGUUACUUCGUACCUCAACGGCGCGAUCCAUUCGCGGUUCGGGAGGAGGGGAGUCGCUGCUGUCGGGCCCCUUUUUCAUAUCGUGCUGGCCGCGGUUGCGGCGAUGCAUCCUCCGUUCCCGGUGUUGUUGGUUGCGAUGGCGGUUGGUUCUCUCGGGACGGGCGUCCUAGACGGCUCGUUUUGCGCUUGGGCCGGAGGCAUGGAGAACGCGAAUGUGGUGCAGGGGUUCUUGCACGGCUCGUACUCGGCGGGUGCGGCUUUGGGACCGUUUCUUGCUGGGACUAUGCUUGAGGUUGGACAUCUGCCAUGGUAUGCUUGGUAUUAUGUUCUUCUCGGCGCCUCCAUAAUCGAAUCCCUAACCCUCCUCCUCGCCUUCCGCCUCGACGACGCAGAAACAUACCACUCCUCCCACACCACCCAAGACACCACCCCUUCUCCCACCUCUAAAACCGCUAUCUUCAAACAUCCCGCAACCUGGAUCUGCGCGCUCUACUUCCUCGCCUGCGUCGGCACCGAAAACGCUAUAUCCGGCUGGAUCGUCGUCUUCAUGACCCGCGGCACCCGCUCCUCGCCCUACCUCGCCAGCCUCACCUCCUCCCUCUUCUGGGUCGGCCAGGCCCUCGGCCGCGUCGUCCUCGGCGCCCUUGCCAACGACCGUCUCGGCGUUCGCGCUGCGACGAUCGUGUACCUCCUCGCGGCCCUUGUCUUCGAAGCCCUGUUCGCGUGCAUCCGCGUCCCGGCUUUCGAGGCCGCUAUGGUGGCGCUGCUUGGGUUCUGUCUUGGUCCGCUGUUCCCGUCCGGCGUGUUUGUGCUAGCACGGUUGUUGCCGAGGGAGUUGCAUGUUGCCGCUGUUUCGUUCGUCGUUUUGGUUGGACAGGUUGGUGGCGCGGGGUUCCCGUUUGCGCUUGGGGCGCUGGUGGAAACGUUGGGGAUUCGUGUUUUUCAGGCCGUGGUUUUUGCGCAGAUUUUGGCGACGUUGGUGGUUUGGUUGGCGUUCCCGAGGUUGCCGCCGCCGCCGCUGGAGGAUGAGGGGUGUGAAUAA
This is a messenger RNA of Annulohypoxylon maeteangense, 1683 nucleotides long. RefSeq names its product MFS general substrate transporter. NCBI's taxonomy places the organism in Eukaryota, Fungi, Ascomycota, Sordariomycetes, Xylariales, Hypoxylaceae. The coding region runs from base 307 to 1683 and encodes 458 amino acids. The record is from RefSeq and is a predicted model, not a curated record. Gene Ontology annotation, cellular component: membrane. Gene Ontology annotation, molecular function: transmembrane transporter activity. Gene Ontology annotation, biological process: transmembrane transport. The transcript is spliced from 3 exons.